Molecule: messenger RNA, 3700 nt
Organism: Engraulis encrasicolus (European anchovy)
Lineage: Eukaryota; Metazoa; Chordata; Actinopteri; Clupeiformes; Engraulidae
Product: ATP-dependent 6-phosphofructokinase, liver type-like
Exons: 3
Coding region: 279-554 (91 amino acids)
Biological process (GO): fructose 1,6-bisphosphate metabolic process; canonical glycolysis; fructose 6-phosphate metabolic process
Cellular component (GO): 6-phosphofructokinase complex; membrane
Molecular function (GO): fructose-6-phosphate binding; 6-phosphofructokinase activity; AMP binding
Source: RefSeq, a predicted model, not a curated record
UGCAAAAGGAGAGGGGACAAGCUAGGUUUACCUCAAAAGUGGUAUGGGCAUGUCCCCACCAUCCACACCUAAAAUUACACCCAUGCUUCCCUGGACCCUGACUAUAAUAUGUUUCAGUACGUUUCACUCUUGACAAGCCUUCAGACAGUAGCAUGGCGAAUGGCUUCCAGUGUCUGACUUUCUGUGUUAUUGGCUGGUAGGGAGGGUCGCCCUCUCCAUUCGACAGGAACUUUGGCACCAAGCUGGGGGUGAGGUCAGUCCAAUGGCUCAGUGAGAAAAUGGUGGAGAACUUCAGACAAGGGAGGGUGUUUGCAAAUGCCCCAGAAACUGCAUGUGUGAUCGGAUUAAACAAGAAGCAGCUGUCCUUCAGCCCCGUGACAGAACUCAAGGAGCAGACAGACUUCCAGCACAGGAUAUCCAAGAACCAGUGGUGGUUGCAUCACCGCCUGAUUCUGAAGAUGUUGGCCAGGUACCAGACCAACUUUGAUGACUACGUUACUGGAGAGAUCGAGCACGUGACCCGGCGGUCCAUGAGCAUAGACACAGGGAUCUAAAAAAAACAAACGGCACAUGAGAUUCUAAAAAAAGGAUCAUGUGAGGUUCUGAAAUUAAGCAGGUGAGGUUGUAAAUGAAAGAACAUAUUUCUGAAAAUUUGAAUCCAGUGGUGCAUUUUUUGAAAGCGUAGUUGCUAAAUACGGUAGCUACUUUGUUAGUUGCAAUGCAAUUUCCCAUUGGCAACUACCCAAGUUGCUAAAAACUACACUUUCAAGAAAUGCACUCCAGACCAGUAACAAAUAGCUACCCUGCCUCAUCCAUCCAUGUUUCUCUCCUCGUAUCCACUCCCCCACUCAUCAUCACACCAGAUCGCUCUACACUCCACUGAUGGAUAAUCCGAUGCCCGAAAGUUAAAAACUUUGCCAUGUAUUCACUCUUGCCUGCGCUCUUCACAGAGGUGGGUUCAAUAAUUAGGUGAUCUACCCAUCAUCUACCUGAUCGAUGAUCUGUUCACAUUGUAGAGAAAAGAAAAGUUUACAAUGUGGUGGCUACAAUAAUGCAACUCCCACCCUGUGUAGUAAAACAUACUUUAUUGAUGAUAAAGCAUUUCUGCUGUCAUUUUUACUCUCUAGCCAGGAUUUCAGGCUCUACUGUUUUAUACUCACCAGUACAUGUGCCUAAAAGACCAAGGGACAUUCGUCCCAUCUAAAGUACAACCUGGUGCUACUUAGAGCAGGGUUGCAGUGGCAAAAUAUCCAGGUUCAGAAAGUAAAACACCUUACCUCAUAUUUGUCCAGCAAAGCCAAUUUAUUUAACCUGCUCUCGGGUAGAUGAUAGGAUUAAUGAAUCAACAGAGAGCACAGUCAGAAGGAGUACAUGGCAGGACUUUAACUUUUUCAAUCCGGUGUGUUCACCUCUGUAAGGCCCGACAUGCAAAAGCAAUCUCCAACUUUUAGGACUAAUGUAGCAGUGGCACUGCACUGUUAAAUUAAAUGCAAUGUUAAUGUCCUCUUGUGAAUUCUUUUAUACUUCUUCACAGAAAUGACUCUUACUCAGGAACCUUGUAAAUGUUAUAGGAAAUUUUAUCAGGUUUGAUUUGAGUCAACCGAAGCUCCUGAAAAGGCUGUAGCACCAGGACAGCUCUCAAAGCCAUAUCAAAGAUAAGCAACUUCGGACUGAUUUGAAGGCUUUUACUUGAUUUUAAAUUCGCUGACAAUGCAAUCAUGAACAUGAAUGUGAAUUUUUGCUCAACGGUUUAGGUGAUGAACCUGAGCACAUGGGGCACAGAGGAAAAUGUUAGGAUCUUUGAAAGAAUAUAAUUUUAGGCCUUGUUAUUACUAAUAAUGUUGUAAUGGCUCGUAACGGCCCCUUUUAUUUCUAGAGUCCACUCCUAAGAAUAGACCAAACUAAGCCCAGACUUUACAUUGGGAAAGAGAUUUAGCCAAACUUCCCCUCCUCACCUCUGUACUAGAGCCAGAGCUGUGCUCCCUUUGCUACUGAUAGCAAUUUAUUUGUAAAACUAUACAAUGAGAUAUUGACCACUGUGAGUAAAGAUUGGCUCCAUCCUCUUAGAUUAAGCCAUGACAAUUACAAUAAAUCACUGAUGGUGGAGCUACAUAUAAAGCCUAAAUAAAUAAUAAUACUUACAUGACACUGAGCAUAUAUUCAGUACUAUGGUGAAACGUACACCGUGCAGACUGACUAAUAGCCAUUCCUGUUGUAAAUACCAGCAGUCACUAACCAUAAUGUAACCUGUUGAACGAAGGUUGUCUGUCUCUAUGCUGAUGGUUUUGUCCAUCUACUAGGGCUGUAACGAUACACUCAACUCACGAUUCGGUUCGUAUCACGAUUUUUGACCUACGGUUCGAUACACCCCACAAUUUCUGAAAUGUAUCUCCACUGAAGUUUGGAAACACUAUCACAUCAAAUCAUAAGGUUGUUUUCUGGACUAAUGGGUAAUAAAACUUUGAAAGGGCAUAUCACGAUACUGCCGCCUUGUAUCAUGAUACAGUAUCAUGACUCUGUGUAUCACAAUUUCUCGGUUCGAUACAAUAUCGUUACAGCCCUACUAUCUACUCUGCUGGAUCAGAUAACCAGGGUCCCAAUGCUUGGCUACUGCCAGACCAUUCAUCCAAUUCACUGCCACCAUUUCACCACUCACUUAUCAAGCUGUUGAACACACAUUUCUGGAACAAACCCUCACUAUUUCACAUUACAGUAUGCAUAUAGGCAGCCACAUUGGAACUACUUGAACAAACUCUCUCUGAUCGGUAGUCUUUGCUUGUAGGGUUUUUUUUUCUGAAGCAGUUAUUCAUGUUCCUCAACAUUGAAUAUUAUCAACACCCAAUUUACAUGUAUUCAAUGGUGCUUCUUUGGACAGCUGUAUCUCUCAUGUGUGGCCAAAGUCUAUUAAAUGCAACUGUAUAUUGCUGCAGUCGGGCAAAAUUUGCCUGCACACUAACUUUGUAAGCUUUCAUCGCAAAACUUAUACAGUAGAUUCAUGGCAGAUCUAUCUUGUAUCUCUCACUGUAACUUUAUUGUCUAAUAUAUCUCACACCUAGUGCACUCUAUCUGCUGUGAUGUGUCACCUCACCUGUUUUAUUAUUAGUUUGUGAAAAGGCAAUGGUGUGAAUUGAUGUUUGAUAUUACCUGAGGCACCUUGCACCAGGGGCGUAGCAGCAAAUUCAGGGUCACCCACGCAUAACAUCUCCAGAUAUAUAUCUGACUCUGUGUGGGUCCCCCACAUAUGUGGGGCCCUAGUGACAUAUUCCCACUUUACCCCCAUUACACCGCCCCUUUGCAUAUGCACAUUUAUGAAUCAGACCUUUAAAAAUAUACGCCAAACGGACGAUACUGUAAGUGCAAUAAGUGCAACUGUUCUCGUUUUUUUUAAGUUUUAAUUGUCUGUGAUUAUUGUUGGAACCAAUUUGAUGUCAAGUGUUGUUGUAACACUCCAGUGAGUAAAUGUAUGUGUUCUUAGUAGGACUUCAAUGUGAAUAUAGUGUUCAACUGCCAUGACUGAAUGUCAAUUGUGAUGGAUCUAAAGCAUUUCUGAAUCACGCAUUUUGCCUUUGAUUCCUAUAUUUUUAUUGUUCUCUUUUUCUUCUUCCAAGUAAACAGGCAAACAAGUGUAAGAAUAUAUUUGUGUAAACACUACCAUCUGAAUGUAUUAAACAACAAUAAAUAUCACAGAGAUGACUACUGA